ACAAAAUCUCAUCGUCCACACUUGACGUGGAAAAAAGACACAGGACUUCCGUCUGUCUGGGUCUGUCAGUCGAGGUUACAAUGCAAGGAAAAUAGCUGACAACCCAGAAAGGCCAUAACCAGUGAUAUUCCUUUUUUAAAAAGUAUUUAAAAUCGUUGUUUGUAUUUAGUUACAACAAAGCAGGACGUGAUUGGUCUGGGAUAUGAAAUGUGUUCAAUGCUUCAGGAAGCCAAGACGGGACGCUAUGAUUGGACAGAGCGGCUGUCAGUUACGGUCCAGUGAACGUUAGGUAGCUCUGUCCCGCCCCGUGCACUCUGCCAGCCGCUGUAGCAGCUAACAGCACAGCAAAUGUUCCUCUGGAUGCACACAUUGAAUGAAAGUCAGUGGAGAAGGCUGUGGCCAGCUGAGGAUAUCUGCACACAGCAAAGUUAUAUACCAGUGUACAAAGCAGGCUGCUGGUGAGGCUGUUCCAGCAGCUUACACAUUGGCAGAAGGCAGGUUGGAGAUAUUUGUGGAAGGGGAAGGAGCAGGCUGUGAGAGGCAAUGCAGCGGGUCACGGCGCAGCUCGUCGCCGGGCUGCUCGCAGCGGUGCUGUCGCUGCUGUCCGAGCAGUGCUGGGCGGACGGCGGGGGCCCCAGCCUCGCUGAACGGGUUAUCUGGGCUGUAAAUGCCGGGGGCGAAGCGCACGUAGACGUGCACGGCAUUCACUUCAAAAAGGACCCGUUGGAAGGGAAAAUUGGCAAAGCAUCUGAUUAUGGGGUGCGUCUGCCAAUACUGCGCUCCAGUCCAGAGGACCAGAUUCUGUACCAGACGGAGCGCUACAAUGAAGACACUUUUGGAUAUGAUGUCCCCAUUCGAGAAGAAGGAGACUAUAUACUAGUUAUGAAGUAUGCAGAGGUUUACUUUGCUCAGUCACAGCAAAAGGUGUUUGACGUCCGUCUAAACGGCCAUAUGGUAGUUAAGGACCUGGAUAUCUUUGAGCGAGUGGGUCACAGCACAGCUCACGAUGAGAUAGUGCCCUUCUCUAUUAGACGAGGCAAGCUGAGCGUGCAAGGGGAGGUGUCCACUUUCAACGGCAAGCUCACUGUGGAGUUUGUAAAGGGUUAUUAUGACAACCCCAAGAUCUGCGCUCUCUAUGUAAUGAAGGGCACACAAGAAGAUGUACCAAAACUUCAGCCUCACCCCGGCUUGGAGAAGACUGACGACGACGACGAAGACGAGGAAGAUCGUGAAGAAGGCGAGGAAGGUGGGAAGAAAAAGGCUCCGGCAGGUUCCAAGUACAGGGUCCAGUCCGGCCCGCGAACACCAAACCCAUAUGCAGCCGACAACAGCAGCCUAAUGUUUCCCAUCCUUGUUGCGUUCGGGGUCUUCAUCCCCACACUGUUCUGCCUCUGCCGGCUGUGAGCUUGAAACCGUCGGUGGAGGAGACGUCAGGAGGAUAAGAUGGACGUGGGCCUAUGAGGAGAGAGGGGGUGGG
Acanthochromis polyacanthus (spiny chromis) is the source of this 1477-nucleotide messenger RNA. It is a transcript of the gene mlec, whose product is annotated as malectin. The record is from RefSeq and is a predicted model, not a curated record. The transcript is spliced from 6 exons. The coding region runs from base 544 to 1404 and encodes 286 amino acids. Gene Ontology annotation, molecular function: carbohydrate binding. Gene Ontology annotation, cellular component: membrane. Lineage: Eukaryota; Metazoa; Chordata; Actinopteri; Pomacentridae.